GAUAGCACUUGUGUUACUCAUGUCUUAUUCACCCCCUCCCCUUGGCCUCCCGCCUACCCUUCCCCCUGGUAGGACAAGGCUGGUGACAGCCUCCAUAUAUUUAAAGAGUUCAAGAGCCUCCCCUACUCAGUGAGCUGACUAAGACCAAAAGAACAGACUUGACCUUGGUCAGAGAGUCUUCAAGAUGCCAAACUGGGGUGGAGGAGCAAAAUGUGGAGCCUGUGAAAAGACUGUCUACCACGCGGAAGAAAUCCAGUGCAAUGGCAGGAGUUUCCACAAGACCUGCUUCCACUGCAUGGCCUGCAGGAAGGCUCUGGACAGCACUACAGUCGCAGCUCACGAGUCAGAGAUCUACUGUAAGGUCUGCUACGGGCGCAGGUACGGCCCCAAGGGGAUCGGGUACGGACAAGGCGCCGGCUGUCUCAGCACGGACACAGGCGAGCACCUCGGGCUGCAGUUCCAACAGUCCCCGAAGCAGGCACGAUCAGCCACCACCAGCAACCCCUCCAAGUUCACUUCGAAGUUUGGUGAGUCAGAGAAGUGCCCUCGAUGUGGAAAGUCAGUCUAUGCUGCUGAGAAGAUCAUGGGAGGUGGCAAGCCUUGGCACAAGACCUGCUUCCGCUGCGCCAUGUGUGGGAAGAGCCUAGAGUCCACGAACGUCACUGACAAAGACGGGGAACUUUAUUGCAAAGUUUGUUAUGCCAAAAAUUUUGGCCCUACAGGCAUUGGGUUUGGGGGCCUUACACACCAAGUGGAAAAGAAAGAGUGACAGGAGAGUCCUUCUCACCUUCACAGCGGAAGGCGUUGCCAAGCGCUCCCUCGCAGAGGAAGUUUUCCCUAAGCAGCCUCGUUUGUAGUGGGACAACGUUCUCUUCAGAAUUGGGUGUACGCUUUUCCAAAGUGAGGGAAAAAAAAAAUCUUUGGAAGAAAAUUAAUCUGUAGAAAAUGCUUUAUUAUUUACAAUUCUUGGGGUGGGAGAGGCAAUAAAUAAAUGUUUUAGUGGUA
Molecule: messenger RNA, 1005 nt
Organism: Heterocephalus glaber (naked mole-rat)
Lineage: Eukaryota; Metazoa; Chordata; Mammalia; Rodentia; Bathyergidae
Gene: Csrp3
Product: cysteine and glycine rich protein 3
Biological process (GO): sarcomere organization; cardiac muscle contraction; muscle tissue development
Cellular component (GO): cytoplasm; Z disc; nucleus
Molecular function (GO): actinin binding; structural constituent of muscle
Source: RefSeq, a predicted model, not a curated record